AUAAAACCUGCAAUCGCUAGUUGAUUAGUCAUUAGUCGUCUUCGAGCAAAAGAGAACAGUUACCGUUGAUCAAAGAUGAACUUGAAAAUAGAAAUCCUAGUAUUUGCAACGCUUGCUGCAGCAAUCGACGGUCAACUGCUCUGCUACUACUGUGAUGACUGUAACUCGUCUGAGCCUGCCAUAGAACCAUGCGGUCGCUCAGACGUGUCUACACCGGCACUGACUCUUGCCCCCGGAGGCGAUGGAGGUGGUGGCAUUACGAAUCCAUCGAAUGGCCUGCAAACCACCCCCGGUCUGACGCAGGGUUGGAUCAACGACGGUGGGGUCAUCCUCACCACACAGUGGACCGGAAUGACUUCAUCGCAAAUAGUGACCGGUGGGUCCAACGGCGGAGGAGUCGUCAUGACCACAAUGUGGCCGGGCAUGCUUGAAGGAUCCAGCUCAAACAAUAACGGUGGAAUUGUUUUAACUACGUCUUGGAAACGGGCUGACUUAGAAGCAAAUGCUGAUGAAUACGCAUGCGUGACAAUGAAAUCGACCGUCAAAGAUCAUGAGGUGAUCAGGCGAGGAUGCGUACGACAAGCUCGUAGCAAAGGUGAAACCUGCAACGGAAUAAGUGAAGGAAAUUAUGAGCAGUGUACGCUAUGUACGUCACCACUGUGCAAUAACGGCAACUAAUCUUCCUUAAUGUAUAUUAUAUAAUAAUCAUAUAAUGUUAUACCCAAUAAAUUAUUAACCUGAAA
This is a messenger RNA of Aedes albopictus (Asian tiger mosquito), 743 nucleotides long. RefSeq lists its product as uncharacterized. Bases 76 to 678 code for a protein of 200 amino acids. Lineage: Eukaryota; Metazoa; Arthropoda; Insecta; Diptera; Culicidae. The transcript is spliced from 3 exons. The record is from RefSeq and is a predicted model, not a curated record.